This is a messenger RNA of Penicillium argentinense, 1041 nucleotides long. RefSeq lists its product as uncharacterized. The record is from RefSeq and is a predicted model, not a curated record. The coding region runs from base 1 to 1041 and encodes 346 amino acids. The transcript is spliced from 2 exons. Lineage: Eukaryota; Fungi; Ascomycota; Eurotiomycetes; Eurotiales; Aspergillaceae.
AUGGUGCCUGCCCUCCCGCCCCCUUUGACGGCUGUACCAGUAGGCUUCCAGCCAUUCUCUGCGACCCCAGCACACCUCGCCCCUCGGGUUAGCUCGGUCAGCGGUAAACUGGAUAUUCUCUCUCGCCCCAGGGCACCCUCGGCACCUCGAGCAUACGGUCUUGAUCACAACCGUCAACUGCUCCUCAGCUCUAUAGAAUUCGACUCUCGACCUUCUUACCUUGGAACACCCCUAGAUAAUCACGGCCACGUUAUGAACCAAUCCAUGGCACGGUUGUCAUACCCUCCCGCUGGACAUCCUCUUGCACCGGUCCCGGUGUACCCGGAAUGGGACCACCCUUCGCAGAUGCCGCGUGGGACUCUUCGCCAUGAUGCCAGGCCAAUGAACUCACCGGAAAGCCCAGAAUACAUAGUGGAAACAAACAGCCGGCGCGCUGCCGAUGUGACCCGAGGAAGCCCGCAAUACAAUUCCCAGAGACGGACUUCGAACCGGGAUGAAUUUGAUGGCCCGCAUCAAAUCCUAAAUCUCCCUUCUGCACGGAACCUCCCAGCCCGGGAGGAGGAGAUGCCCCAGCUCCCCACUAAUCUUGAUGCCGCAGACCAGGACAGGAUUCUGCACGAAGUCAAUGAUCGCCUCUCCCAAUGCGCCUUUGACUUCUUCGCACGUUACCAAUUCCCCAUUCCCCUGGAACAGGACAAGAGGCGAGUCCAGGUCCCUUCGGACCGUGAAUGGAAUGAGUGGGUGCAUCUCUUGCGGAGGUUGGCUACUCGUCGGCGCAUCCCCCGCCAUGCCCUGCACAACGGUCAAAUCAAGCAGUUGAUCACUGUUCUCGAAAAUUCUCUGGAGAUGCGUCAUGCUGCCAAGCACAGUUCCCGACCCAUCAAGGAUGACCGUAACGUGCUUCAGCUCAUCUCUGCCGGGACGCAGGUGGCUAAGAUCCUGAAGGAUUCGAAUGCCAUGCAGUUCUUCGAUGAUCUAUAUGUGGACACGGAGAAACUGAUACACGACCGUCGGCGCCGCGUGAGAUUCGCGAAUCCUUGA